UGGCGCGCCCAAUAUUCAAACAUCAAAACAUUCAAGAUGGCUGCGGUGGAAGGCAGGAUGCAGCAAGUGCUGGAAUUAUUGUCCAAAUUUGCUCUGGAUAAGCUUGAUGACAGGUGGAUAAAGAACGUGAUGGACGCCGACUUCACGGAGGUGGAGGAUCUGCCCUCGGCGUUUGAAGACUGUCAUUACAACACCAAUUUGAGCGGUUUGUUUAGUGCUGUCAUCAGCUGUUGUCGCCACUGGGUAGACAGUUUACCUCAGCUCGCCGAGGACACCAGGCUCUCAGUGUCGGGGCACAGUGCCACUGAGGACACCGCCCUACACACCAGGUUCUGGAUUGAGCUGUCAGGGGACGUGAAGGGUGUGAUGGCGCUGUUGUUUUACUACAGUUCUCGCGGGCAGAGGUAUGACGCCAGGGAGGAGGACCGGGAGCUGGGUAUCCAGGCCGCCAGCCUCUACUUCCUCCUCCUCUGUAUCCCCGGCAGUAAUGCCUUCAGAGUGUUUCACCCCGUCAUGUAUCUCAAGGCCCUUGACAUCAUGCGUCUCACCACAAAAUUGCGAGUCGGAGUGUCGAGCCCCAAGAAAGGUCGUUCGAGUUCGGUGCGUGGUAGUCAGCGCAAGUCGCAGGACGAACAGGUCGUGGCUGAUGUUGAUGACGACGACGACGGAGAUAUUGCAAUGUUAACUCCUAGUGAAGCAAAUAAACUGAUCAGGUCAUUAAAUGUUCUCCUUAAUGAUUUUCUGAGACUGACGCAACGAUUCUCUCUCAAGCAUUCGCCGGAAUCGUUGGACGAGACUAUCAGCAUACUGAUUGAAGUGUCUCGUUGUGAAACCAGCAAUGCCAAAGGAAUAUUCAUUGGAAGGCAUGGACCUGCAUCAGUCACAGCAUUGUCAUAUAAUGCCUAUGUUGCCCUGCAGUCUAUAUGUAAUUCAAUUCAUGGCAAAGUUAAGAAAAUAGUUAUCAUAAUUAUGAAGCACAUCAUGUACAAUAUUCUCAUGAUAUCUCGUGGAGCAUCAGAUUUGUCAGUUCGUUCCUUGGGAGUUAUUCGGGACCAUUCACAAAUUUUCGUAAAAUAUAUACUGACCCAGGUGAAAGAAGAUGCAUACGAUGGGGUAUAUGUCCUCAUUCAACACCUCUGUGUCCGUGUACCUGACAGGGCAGAGUUCAGGCAAAAAACUGCUCAAUCUGUAGUGGAAAUAAUGCGUUAUCUUCCCAUUCAACUUUACACACGUCUUAUGAAGUGGUUUUUCAAGUUCUCGCACAAUGAAAAAGCCGGUCAUAGGCUGUUUAUGCUUGAAGUGAUCUCCAAGAUGUUGGGGGAAGAAGAACGCCAGGCUGAUAGGGAGGAAGGCACGCCCAGAAACAGCGUAGACGAUAACCCUCCUGGAUCAAGGCUAAAGUCAAUUGCCGAGACUGACGAAAGUGGAGGAGGAGAUGCAGAGAAAAGUUUUCAUAAUGUUUCUCUAGAUCAUCCAGUGGAAGUCCCUCCAGAUCGCAAUAUUCUGUCUCAUAAAUUUUUACUGAGUAUCAUUUUCUCAAGGUGCCGCGAUAGUGCUGCAACUGUACGAUCAAAAGCUCUUGCUCUUCUGGCCGACUGCACCUUUUCCACCAACCCUACAAUAAUGCUCGCCAUGAAACAGAUUUUUUUCCGCAGCCGGCCAAUGAUGUUUGCAACGCCGCACAUUCAAAAUAAUAACAUCAACUUAGAAUCACCAUUGGAAAUGACUGAAGAGGAAACUCUUAACUUCCCCAACGCUGCAAGAGUUGUGUCAAUGUUGCGCAGACGAGCACUGGAUGACAAAGUGACCGUGCGGAAGUCUGCUCUACAAGCUUUAGAGAAUCUAAUGCGUCUGGAUAAUGAGAUGCUCUCAGACAAGAACUUGGAGGUCUUAUUAGAACACUGUCGGGAUCCAGCAUUGCUCGUGAGGAAACAGAUAAUUACAUCUUUAACAACUCUUGUGAAUUGUUACCCCGAACAUGAGACUGUCAUCACAACCUGGAUCAAAGGGGUUUUGCCUCUUGUGCUUGACCCUGAGAUAAAAGUACAAGAGCGUGUUAUAGAGGUUCUUGAUCAACUGGUGUUCAGGCGCUUAUUAGUUCAUGGGCAUCCCGAGUCAGACACGCCUGAGAACAAACUUCCGUGGCUUAUACUUGGUGUCAUCACAAAACACAGUCACCACAAGUUCUUCAGCAAGGCUCUUCUUAUGUGGUCCAAGUCAGAAUAUUUGAGGUUGCCGGUAAUGAACAUAGCACGAACACACAUUGGUAAGGAAAACAAUGAGGAAGUGUGGACAUUGUUGGCACUCAUCACAAAUUAUGUUACUCUGAAGGAUGCCACCUUUGCUGUAGACUACUUUGAAGAACACUGCCAGGUCAAUUCCGAGGUGGGAUCCUAUACACUUCUACAAGUGUUAAAGGUGCUAAGCAACAGCAUCAAGCACGUACCUGGUGAUCGUGCAGAGCCCUUACAACAACAGCUUUUGGAACCUAUCACCAGUUUCUCAGUUGGAGCUGAGCUCAUAUCCCACAUAAUAGAUACUAUAACCCUUCUCAGCUACAGUCUGCAUGGUGAUGAUGCAAAAGGUCAAGAUGCCAUAGAGAAAUGGGCAGCACCACUUCUGAAGGCUUGUGAUGAACACCUUAAGUAUAUUUUAUUUGAGAAGGCUGAACCACUAGAUGAAGAUGGGGAAGAAAGGCUUUUCAGGCAUCUUUUCACCUUGGGAGAAACUUCCAUGCUGUGCCCACAUAAGGUAAACAAGAGGAUGUUCCUCAUGCUUCAGAGUAUAAUUUUCCACCAACCUGGAGACAAGUCCGCCCCCACAACCGUCCCUUCCUCACAGACGCAGAGCUCCCAACCUGCCACAAUUACCUUUACGCCAACCAUGCGGGUCAAGGCACUUGCUGUGGUGACAUUAGGCAAGAUGUGCUUACAACAUGAGGACCAAGCUAAGCGUAUCAUUCCUGCUAUGGGGAAGAUGCUCGACACGACCAAGUAUUCAGCUCUCAAGAUAAACAUUGUCUUCACCUUGUCAGAUAUGUGUGUCAGGUAUGCAACUUUAGUUGAUCCUUUGAUGCCUCAAGUUACAGCGUGCCUUCGUGAUCCAGACAUUAAAGUUCGUCGUAACACACUGACUUUGCUCAUUAACCUGUUACAAGAAGAUUAUCUCAAGCUAAAAGGAUCAUUCUUCUAUAGAAUUUUACAGUGUCUUACAGAUGAUCAGGAAGAUAUUCGCAGUACCGUUAUCUUCUAUGUAACAGAACGCUUGCUGAAACGCUUCCCAAAAAUUCUGAGUCAGCACUUCAUUGAAUGCAUUUUCCACUACAACUGUUAUGAGGAACAUGAAACUUACAACAAGUUUACUCAGACUACCAUGGAAAAGGAAUUGUUCUCCCUUGCUGGCAAGGAGCACUCUAGAGAAAGACACAUGAUAUAUUGCUUCAUGCUGGACCACAUGUCAGAUGACCAACGUUUUCUUAUGACUCAGCGACUUUGCCAAGAUGUUCUUGGUGGAGUGGUUGACGGGCGCAUUAAGCUGACCCCGAGUAGCCUGCCCAUGUUACAAGACACACUCACAGUACUCAGCAGUGAUGAGAUCAAGCUGGCUUCUCUGAAAUGCAGACCAGAGGAUGUUGAUCAACCCACAGACUUGGCAGAAGAAGCAGCAAUGGCAGGAAUGGUCAUCAAGAAAACUAUUAUCUCUCAGGUGGUGAAGCAAAAUGUAAUUGAAAAUAUUGUGCCAAUCCUGAUUGCUGUCAAGCAUAAGCUGGAGGAACAUCACUCACCAUUGAUGAAACAUCUCUUGCUCUACCUGAAAGAGAUUAUGAGGGAUUACAAGAAUGAGGUAAAAGAAAUUCUAGCAGGAGACAAACAGUUGGCAAAGGAAAUAGAAUUUGAUUUACGGCGGUUUGAUCAAGAACGAGACGAUGAUAAAAAUGAGGAAAAUGUAGCAGGUAGCGGUGACGAGGGCGAGCACAAUCGAGUGCAAACUGAUAACCAACACGGAGGAAGUGCUGGAAGUGGUGAUAAAGGAUCAUUGGGUACCUCCCCAUCACUUGCCUCAAAGCUAAUAAUUGUAGAAAAGGACAAAACAAUCUCUACUCCAAAGUUAACCUGUAAAAUUACAUGUGGUAAUGAACUUAGAAAACAGGUCUUACUUAAGAGUAAAGCUUUAGCUACUAGGAGGAGAAGUAUUGCUGUUCCUACAGAUCAUUUUCCUGACAAAAGUUCACAUGAAUUAUCAAGUAUACUAAGACAAAGAAGAGCAAGUGUCAGUGAUUUCAGAGAAAUGGGGAGCAAAAAUGUUACACUCAAAACCCCAGAAAAAGCUAUUACUCAGGUGGAGCAAAUCUCGGUUGAAAGUGAGUCGGUGUGUGAGGAAGAGAGCAAGACAAAACAUACUCCACCACCAGCAAAGAUCAGGGAAGAUUUAUUGAGAGCUAUUAGUACCCCACAAUCUCAGGUAGGUGUUAUUAGCAAUAUCACAUUUGUUAAUGAAACACAAGAAGUUAGUUCCAUUACUCUAGAUUCAACUGUCUUAAAUGUUGAUAGAGAGGAAACCAGACAGCCAAAAUUGCUGCUUCAUCUUCAAAGUCCUGAAGCUUUUGCACAGGAAUCAGAGUUUAGUCGCAUACGGAAAAGCACUAGAAGAGAUCUUAAUUCAGAACUUAAGAAGAUUGAUAAAACUAAGAUAAAAGAAGUAAGUAAAUCGGGAGAGCUCUUCGAAUCUUGUUCAGGCGAGUCCACACAGAGUGAAGACGAGCCCGUUAAUCCAACCAAGAAGUCUGAAUUAAUUAGAAAAAAAAAACAGAAAUCAGAAAGUCGUGGCAAAGUGAAACGUACGAGAGAAAUGGCGUCCCUGAGCCCUGAUUCUAAAAAAGGUCAAGCUAACAGAGAAACAGUAAAGCCGGGCCAAAAAAGAAGUAAAACGAGGAAUCAGUAAUGAAAAAUUUAUUUUUACAAAUUUGUAUGAAUGUUGAUAAAGUGAAGAAAAGGAUGUGUGUGUGUAUACAGUAGUUCAAAAUGUAACCAAUAUAUAUUUAGGUUAUCAGCUGGAGAUGUUGAAUAAAUCCAACUUAGUUAUGUGUGCAUAAUGACCUGUUUGUAGUUAUGAGAAAGAGGUAAAGGGUUGCUUUAAGAUAACACAUCACCAUAACACUGAGCAAAACAACUAACUAAGAAGCCAUAAUGUUCCAAAACAAGCAACAACUAUGAAUUUGUUUACCCUGACUAAACAAUGUAAAUAAGGCUCAGGUGAGGAAAUCGCUGCCUCGAUACUCUCGUCUGUCAUCAGACCAGGAGUCUCUGCCAUCCUGCAAGCUCAUUUAUGAGCCUAGUACACAUCCAGAGAACUUUGGCCCCGACUCCUUUAGACCCCGAGUGGUUUUGGCCAUCCUCGGGAUAACAAGUUGUGUGCAGAGCCAUUGUUUCAUUGUGUUCCAUAUUGAGCUUAACAUGUGUUGUGGCCAGGAUUAUCUUCCCUGGUAACCAGGCCAUUGUUUCCCCCGCCCUCCAGGGUUAUCAUUCCUGUGUUGCCUCCUCUCCAGGUAUCUGCCAGGUAAUGCAGGAGCUUGGCUACAGCUAUAAGGCCAGUGCUAAUAGGGAGAUAGGGGGGUUCUAAUUUCUAGCAAUUUGCAAGUGCCUUUACAUCCUGCUCUCUUGAACCUGUCUUGCUGAUGCCUUGGUGGAGGAUGUGCAUGGAUAGAGUAAGUGACUUCUCACCUAACAGCAAACCUAACCCAAUUGAAGUCCAUUGAAGUUAUUGGUUAAUUCCUUGUAAAAUCAUUUUGAGGAAAGAGGCUUUAAUAUGUGGUUCCUUGGUAUUUGCUACUUGGCAAGCUUCACCCAAUUCAUUCCGUGCCAGGCCAUUGUGAGUCAUAUAAGCCUACUGGUGAUCAGAGGCCAAAAUGUGGCCCCCUCUAAUGAGGUGCAAGGAGUAGGGGAUUGUACAUCUCUCUCAUCAAGAAAAGGCUGACUGGAAGGUGGGUGAACCAAAACAUACAAACAGUAAACUAUACAAAGCAUAGAAAAUAGGACAGGGAAGCCUCAAACCACGCAGUCUAGAAGCAGCUCUCUCCAACUACACACGCACACCACCUGGCAACAGGGCACGUUUUCCCUCGAUCCACCAUCUUGACACCUCGGUCACAUGCCUGGCACUUGUGUCUACCACAUUUGCUGUUACACUCCUCUUCCCAUCCCAGUGCUCUUCAGGUCCCACCUUUUUCAGACAAGAAUUGACCAUCCUGGACUUUUUGUCCUGCGGGGCAAUUUGCUUGUGUAUUUAUGCCCCUAUUGUAGUGUUUGCUUCAUAAUGCAUGUGUAUUUAUGCCUCUAUUUUAGUGUUUGCUUCACAAUGCAUGUGUAUUUAUGCCUCUAUUGUAGUGUUUGCUUUACAAUGCAUGUGUAUUUAUGUCUAUUGUAGUGUUUGCUUCACAAUGCAUGUGUAUUUAUGCCUCUAUUGUAGUGUUUGCUUCACAAUGCAUGUGUAUUUAUGCCUCUAUUUUAGUGUUUGCUUCACAAUGCAUGUGUAUUUAUGCCUCUAUUUUAGUGUUUGCUUCACAAUGCAUGUGUAUUUAUGCCUCUAUUGUAGUGUUUGCUUCACAAUGCAUGUGUAUUUAUGCCUCUUCUUGCAUGUAUUCACUGUUCAACUCAAACUGCACUUGCGUAGUGAUAUUCUCCAAGGUGGCUGUCUCUGAGACGCCAGGUUCCUGUUGGAAGGUGCCUGUUGUAGCAGUGUACGGCUCUUUGACUCCUCUGCAAGGUAUUGUGGAUGGGGGACAGUCUGUGUUAAGGGUCUCACGGGUUGUUAGCAUGCUCAUUAUAUGACACUCCACUCCAACCCUAACACCUGCAUUUGCCCUAGUCUGUUUUUUGGUGUUUGUAAUAUUCAGCUAGCAGCACCUGUGCCCUGUGUUCGUGCUCGAUCUAUCCUUUGGGACUCUGAAAGCUCUUUGUAGCCUUUUAGAGGGUUCAGUGUUGACCACCCUUCUGAUUCUACCCUCACUGGGUGAGAGUUUGAAGGAUGUGCCCUGAUUUGUUGUAAUCCUAUGGCUAUUCUUGCUGCCUCCAUCACACCACGUGUUGGGUGAGAGAGAUGUUCUACCCUAAGGCUUGCGAUGUUUGUGAUAGUUGGGUCGUCAUUUUAGCCACACCUCCUUAUAGGGGGACAUUGGUUAUCAGGUGGUUGUAACUUUAUGGACCAGGUUUGUCUGUAUACAUAAGUUAUAACUUAAUGCUGAUGUGGUUGCCCCCAGGGUUGGCUCUUUUGACUUUCCAAGAUUCACUUGCUCCAAUAUUGCUGCUCUAUCUUCUUCCUCAGGUCUAGCUGGUAUUGAUUGGCAGGCAUGUGGGCUUUUCCCUUUGCUCACAGCUUCCAAAUGUCUUGAGGGUCUUGAAAUUUAGGGGGUGAUGAUACUCUAGUGAAGGUAGCUGAGCUACUGCUUUCCACCGAGGAUCCGCUCCCAUCUGUUUCUUGUGGGUUGGUUUACAGCCGUGGAUCCUUCCCUGUGGGGAUAUGAUUUUAUGUCUUCUACAUCUGGUGUGCAUUGUGCCCCUGUUCCUGUGGUGUCUGGGGCUGGGAAGGACCCCAAGUUUGGUAGCUGCAUGCUUUUUCACCUUUAUAAUUGGUUCCUUCUGAGAAGGGGUAUAGUAUAGUAUUUGAAAAAUGCAGACGGUUUUGUUGACCCCCCCCCCCCCCCUGUACAUUUCUGGGUUCAAGUAGAGUUCCUGUUACCAUCAUACUUGCUGAGUUUUCCAAAUUCCCAUCUUUCACCCUUGAUGUCACUUGGAUCUUUCUCUGUUCCCCUUUCAGGAUGAGAACCUCACAACUUUGUGGACCUUCUUCUUUUGAAUCUGGGUUAACCACGUCUUAUUGGUUGUGGUGCGAGGUUUCUGAUUCAUCUUGUUGUGGGCAACCCUCUCCACCACCACCUUUGGGGCCCCGGGCAGUGCUUUUGCCAUACCCGAACACUUGAGUGGUGUGUGAGGCGUGAUUGAUCUGUGUGGCUCCCUGUAGCUAGCUGCUAUGAGAUAGCUCCACACCUGUUAUUCACAUCAGCUUUUAUGAGUCCUAAAAAGCCAACCAGAGGCCAAAACCUGGCACUCCCCUUCCCCACAGAGGUGCAUGGAGCAGAGGAUUCAUGAUCCAACCUGUCCUCUUGAAUAAUAUAUCUCAUUUUAAUGUCAAAAUCCCCAUCAUUAAAAAUGUGAUGUACUAUAAAUCAAAUCGACUCACAAUCACGCUUUCUAUGUAUGGGUUUGGUUAGGUUCAGGCAAUUUAGUACAUCAUUUUUGUGACCUGACAACUUUAUAGGAUGGGCUAUAUUAUCACCCUCACUGAAGAAACAAACCCUCAGUAAAGAAGCACAGCAAAAAUUACAACUGCAAGGUUCACGGAAAACAAUGAAACAAGUUCACCCAGUGGUUAGGUCAUACACUCCUAGUAACAGCUGGCCCACUACUAGGUGCCAUCUCCCCAUGUCAACACUCCUCAGUCCUUUGCCUGAUGUGAGAUUUGUCUGACCGUUCCGUGAGUCACCAGCUCUUCAGGACCCAUAUUUUCUAGAUAGGAGUUAGCCAUCCUUCGAACUCAUUUAUGGGGGCCCAUUUGCUUGUGUAGAUGACUGAGGUGUUGAGGUUGGUCGAUCAAAGAGGAAGAUGGGCAGGUGGGAACUAAUGAGAGAACUGCUUGACGUCUGGCUGGUCCGCGAGUCUCGGGGCUUUGCUAUCCAUUUUCUAUACUUUGUAUACCUUUCUGUUUGUAUAUUUUGCAUCACUCACCUUUCUGGUGGCUUUUUCAUGGUUUGGGUGAUCUAUGAUACCCUGCUCCUUGCGCCUCUUUGGAGGAGGAGCAAGUUUUGGCCUCUGGUCCUCAGUAGGCUUAUAUGACUCGCAAGGGCCUAGCUUGGAUUGAGUUGGGUGGAGCUUGGUAGCUAACAUGUACUAAGGACCCACCAGAAAGUCAUUUCAUUACAUUUGAUGCUGGUUUUGCAGUUUUAAAUUGAGGAUGGUGCACAAGAGCCCCCUUGCCCGGUCACGGCACGACACCUGUGAGGAGGAGCAAUAACAAAAGUGAAGGAAGUUUCUCAUUUCCUCACCCAUCAAAUAAUGGGUUAUUGAACAACUAUUCUCCUAAUAUUUUUGAUGAGUGACAUAUUGAUGGAAAACACUUGUUUUUUGUUACCACCUGCCGUGGUUGCUGCAAGGUCACACAACUCAUGUUACAACGCCUGCCACUUUUGUAGGAUGCCAAAAAUAAUAGUUUAGUGAUGGCUAAUGUUUAGGGUCUAUACAAACAACAAAUGAUGCAUUGUGUAGUCCUAUUUCCCCAUGUUGGUGUCAUUUUCAGUCUGAUAACUAUUAGGUUUUCAUCUUUAAGUACCAAAUUUAUUAAUGAGUGUAAUGAAUUAUUUAGAAACAAAUUUAAUUGAAAUAAUAUUCAAUAUUAUGUACAUUUAGCUAUUAUAGUGUAGAUUUUUUAUUUUGAAUAAAUUUUUUGCCUUAAA
Molecule: messenger RNA, 9505 nt
Organism: Procambarus clarkii (red swamp crayfish)
Lineage: Eukaryota; Metazoa; Arthropoda; Malacostraca; Decapoda; Cambaridae
Product: condensin-2 complex subunit D3-L
Biological process (GO): mitotic chromosome condensation; meiotic chromosome condensation
Cellular component (GO): condensed chromosome, centromeric region; condensin complex
Molecular function (GO): histone binding
Source: RefSeq, a predicted model, not a curated record